This is a messenger RNA of Thunnus maccoyii (southern bluefin tuna), 3260 nucleotides long. Its product is annotated as probable ATP-dependent RNA helicase ddx6. The coding region runs from base 1069 to 2538 and encodes 489 amino acids. The record is from RefSeq and is a predicted model, not a curated record. Lineage: Eukaryota; Metazoa; Chordata; Actinopteri; Scombriformes; Scombridae. Gene Ontology annotation, molecular function: ATP binding; RNA helicase activity; mRNA binding. Gene Ontology annotation, cellular component: P-body; cytoplasmic stress granule. Gene Ontology annotation, biological process: cytoplasmic stress granule assembly; P-body assembly. The transcript is spliced from 13 exons.
GUGAUAAACAGGAGAGAGACGCCGAGGAAGAGGAGACGAAGAAGAAGGCGACCAUGUUGAUUUAAAGGAAGAAGAAACACAAUAGAGGCGAUUUAUUUCAAGCAAAAAUCAGUUAUUAAAACGACUUAUAAAGGAAAUAAUUGAUCAACCACAAACUGGGUAUCCCUUGUAAAAUAACAGAGAAACUAAGGUGACGAGUUUGAGUUGUCGGCCGACGUUGAGGAGGAAGCAGGUUGAUCACGGCCACACUCACACACUUCACGCACCGACCUGGAGGCCUGUGGUGUCCAGGGAGAGAAGGUCCAACAACUGGAGCAGAGAGGAAACGCACACUGAGGACUUCAAGGGGGUGGAAAGCUUUUUGGCUUCGGACUAGAUUACCCCUUGUAAGAUUUGUGAUUUCAGGAGAAACAACUGUUUUUGUUUUUUCACACGUGGAGUGACAUAUACCUACACGGUGGAAAUAAACGGAGAACAGUACAGACUAUAUGAUUUUGGGGAAACACUUGUACAAAGUUGGACAUCCUUUUUUCGAGGACAGGAAUAUUGAGCAACUCUUAUGGACUCAAAGUGGAAGCAGGAAAUAUUGUUCAAUUUAGAAACAGAAGUUAAAGUAUUGAACUAAGAUUAUAUUGAAGAAGCUAUUCCCCAAGUUCAGAUUGCCUUAGUUGUUCUAUUUCAGGACUUGAACCGCUUUGAUACUUGUUCACAUAUAAUUUUUCUAUAUUGUGGGCAAGUAUAUUCAUGCAAAUGAAUGCAAAUUUCUCUUCAUUUUGAAGAGCUUUUGUGUAAAAAUUUGUUUUUUUUUUUGUUGUUUUUGUACGUCAGUCACUCUGUUGUUGAAGGGGACCGAACUGCACGUACAUGUGUAUAUGUAAAUACUACGAAUUGACUUCUGUUGUAAAAGCUUUGGACUUAAAAGAAUAGAGAAUAUUGUUUGUUAAUGCUUUAUUAAACUUUUUUACUUUUGAAGAGAAUUUUUAAAAAGAAAAACCUAAGAAGCAGAAAUCUAAUACCUUGAAGAGGACAAAAAAAAAAAAAAAAAACAAGGCAAGGAAAACAGGAAAAAUGGCAACCGCCAGAACAGAAAACGUUGGCCCGGUCGUCAUGGGACUGAACAAGCAGAACGGGCAGCUCAGAGGACAGACCAAACCAGCUUCAGUCCAGCCAGCACCCACAACUCAAGGAAAGGCUUUGGGUGCACCCCAGAAACCAGGCAGUGCGGCUCAAGAAGGAGGAGGCAUUAAGUUUGGAGAUGACUGGAAAAAGAGCCUAAAGCUCCCUCCCAAAGACAACAGGGUCAAAACCUCAGAUGUGACGUCCACUAAGGGGAAUGAAUUUGAAGAUUACUGUCUCAAACGAGAACUCCUGAUGGGCAUCUUUGAGAUGGGUUGGGAGAAACCAUCUCCUAUCCAGGAGGAGAGCAUUCCCAUCGCCCUGUCUGGACGGGAUAUUCUGGCCCGGGCUAAAAACGGAACAGGAAAAAGUGGAGCCUAUCUCAUCCCACUGCUGGAGAGGAUAGACCUUAAAAAGGACCACAUACAGGCCAUUGUCAUGGUGCCCACCCGUGAGCUGGCACUGCAGGUGAGCCAGAUCUGCAUCCAGAUCAGCAAACACCUGGGAGGAGUCAAAGUCAUGGCCACCACCGGGGGCACAAACCUGCGAGAUGACAUCAUGCGCCUUGACGAGACCGUGCAUGUGGUCAUCGCCACGCCUGGUAGGAUCCUGGACUUGAUUAAGAAAGGAGUGGCAAAGGUGGAUAGAGUCCAGAUGAUGGUGAUGGAUGAGGCAGAUAAGCUGCUGUCUCAGGAUUUUGUGGUGCUCAUCGAGGAUAUCAUCAGCUUCCUGGCCAAGAACAGGCAGAUCCUGCUCUACUCUGCAACCUUCCCCAUCAGCGUGCAGAAGUUCAUGGCCAAGCACCUUCAAAAACCCUACGAGAUAAACCUGAUGGAGGAGCUGACGCUGAAGGGCAUUACUCAGUACUAUGCCUACGUCACUGAGAGGCAGAAAGUCCACUGCCUCAACACACUGUUCUCCAGGCUUCAGAUCAACCAGUCAAUCAUCUUCUGUAACUCCACUCAGAGGGUGGAGCUCUUGGCAAAGAAGAUCACCCAGCUGGGUUACUCCUGCUUCUACAUCCACGCCAAGAUGAUGCAGGAAUAUAGAAACCGUGUGUUCCACGACUUCAGAAACGGACUGUGCAGAAACUUGGUCUGCACUGAUCUCUUCACCAGAGGUAUUGAUAUCCAGGCUGUCAACGUGGUCAUCAACUUCGAUUUCCCCAAGAAUGCUGAGACUUAUCUCCAUCGUAUUGGAAGAUCAGGGAGGUUUGGUCAUCUGGGCUUGGCCAUCAACCUGAUCACAUCGGAGGAUCGCUUCAACCUGAAGGCCAUCGAAGACCAGCUGGUGACCGACAUCAAGCCCAUUCCCAGCAGCAUCGACAAGAGCCUCUACGUCGCCGAAUUCCACUCCGGCAGCGCCGACUGUGAUGUGGAGGAGGUCGAGGAGAAAUCAGGACGCCAACAAGACAGCACCUAAAACAGGACAGCUGGACACACCAGGCUUUUGCGCAGACAUCAGCGCUUGCACACAGGCUUCAGGCAACUCUUCAGUUUCACUUUUCCACUCAUUUUCAGAGCCUGUCGAAUGGAUAUUAAGGCUGUUUUUAUUUUUCAGUAUUUCCUUAGCUUUUCCUCAAAGAGAGCUGCCUCCUUUUUUUUUUUUUUUUUUUUUUUUUUAAUUAAGUGAGAAAAUUAAACUAUCUUGUUUUGCACCAAACUCACACACGGACCAUUUAGAAUAUUUCUCCUAAAGUAUAUUUAGGUUACAGCACACGGCUGUUGAAAUGAAAACAGCAGUGCAAAUGUUUAUCAAAGCUGUUUUGAACCCGUCGUCCUUGGAGACUGUUUUCAUUGCCAGCAGCAAGGUUGGUCUGUUUUAAUGUUACAAUGGUGCACUUACACCAGCCAUCGUUCUGUCCACUUACACUGCUGUUGUCACUUAAGUGCCUUACUUACUCCCAUGUGCACUCAUCCAUUCAUAGCCUGCUGUCUCCUGUCGUGCAGCAGAGUUACGAGCACAAAUACAAUGAAUCAAACGGUAACCCGAGUUUAUUCAAACAUCCAUUAUGCAAGGGAAAAAGAGAACACACUCUUCUGUGUGUCAAAACACGGCUCAAACACCUUUUUGGAAAUCAUCCUGAAUGUGAACGUUUAUUUUUAAUGUGAACGUUGCAAUAAAAAAGGGCAGCUUUAUUUAAA